This is a messenger RNA of Menidia menidia (Atlantic silverside), 747 nucleotides long. The record is from the annotation of a GenBank genome assembly. Lineage: Eukaryota; Metazoa; Chordata; Actinopteri; Atheriniformes; Atherinopsidae.
GACUGGUUGACAAAAUACGGCUACCUGCCGCCUCCAGAGCCCUCCACUGGUCAGCUCCAGGCUUGGACAGCGGUCACAAAUGCCAUCAGGGCCAUGCAAAGGUUUGCGGGCCUCAGAGAGACUGGAGUUGUAGAUGAGGACACGCUGGCCUUGAUGAAAAGUCCACGCUGCUCCCUUCCCGACAAAGAGGAACCAUCCAAAUUACUGGCCAACCAAGAUGGGAAAAAGAUGAGGAGAAAGAAGAGGGAUCUAUCUCUGUGGACAAGCAGGAACAUUAACUGGAGACUGAAUUCUUAUCCCUCCACAUCUCAUCUAUCCCGGGAGAUGAUUCGCUCUCUUGUCUUCUACGCUCUACGAGUGUGGGCAGAGCCUACGCCCCUGGAGUUCCAUGAGGUGGCCAGCUGGGAGGCAGCUGACCUGCAGGUAGACUUCCUCCGCGGUUACCACGGUGACGAGUAUCCCUUUGACGGGGCCGGGGGUGCAGUUGGACACGCUUUUUUCCCUUCAGACCCCACCCGGGCAGGAGGAGUACAUCUGGAUGCAGAUGAGGAGUGGGCCUUCAGACAGCCAGCCUCUGAGGGCACCGACCUGUUCACGGUGCUGGUCCAUGAGUUUGGCCACGCACUGGGCCUGGCCCACUCCUCGUCUCAGCUCUCAGUGAUGAGACCAUACUACCAGGGUCCUGCUGGAGACCCCCUCCACUACCACCUCGGUCAGCAGGAUCUGCAGCGCAUAACCCAGCUGUAC